This is a messenger RNA of Aspergillus ochraceoroseus IBT 24754, 3507 nucleotides long. RefSeq names its product peroxidase/cytochrome P450 family protein. Gene Ontology annotation, molecular function: monooxygenase activity; peroxidase activity; oxidoreductase activity, acting on paired donors, with incorporation or reduction of molecular oxygen. The transcript has 12 exons. Gene Ontology annotation, biological process: response to oxidative stress. The record is from RefSeq and is a predicted model, not a curated record. Bases 67 to 3417 code for a protein of 1116 amino acids. NCBI's taxonomy places the organism in Eukaryota, Fungi, Ascomycota, Eurotiomycetes, Eurotiales, Aspergillaceae.
UAGACACCUUUUUUUUUUUUUGAUCGUCACACAUUCCUUUGUAUCUUAUCCCCCAGGCUGCCAACCAUGUUGCGCAGAUUUUCUACAAAUUUCAAGAAAUCCAAGGGCGAGCGCGAGUCGAAUCCUAAUGGCUCCGUAGCCAAUGGCACCACCGCGGGCACUACCAGCAGCAGCAGCAGCAGCAGCAAACGUCAGUCCAAGCUGCCUCCACCACGCAAGUCAGUCUCGGACAGCAGUCCUGUAGACCUGAAGGAGGAUGCUCCCGCGGCAUUCGAGAAAUAUGGACAGGUCCUUCACGCCUCUGUGGCUCCCUUGCCUUACCAGGGUGGAGAAGCCGCCUACCUGGAGAAAGAACACCCAUCAGGCUUGUUCCACGACCUGAGGUCGCUGGGAAUCAAGGAUUAUGCGUCGCUUGGGGAUGUGAUUAAAACUCGGCUGAAGGGAGAGCUUGUGGAUGAUAAAACAAUGAUUAUGGAGCGAAUUAUUCAGAUCGUCAGCAGUCUUCCCGGAAAUUCGAAGAUGCGUGAAGACCUCACAAACAUGUUUUUGAACCAGCUUUGGGACUCGCUGCCUCAUCCUCCCCUCUCGUACAUGGGAGACGACUACGCAUACCGGAGCGCGGACGGUUCGAAUAACAACCCUACCCUUCCAUGGCUGGGUGCGGCCAACACUGCUUAUGCUCGCUCCAUUAGACCAUUGACCAUACAACCUGGUGGUCUGCCUGAUGCUGGCUUGGUUUUCGAUACGCUAUUCGCUCGUGAGAAGUUUAAUCCUCACCCUAACAAAGUUUCCAGCCUUUUCUUCGCCUGGGCGUCUCUGAUCAUUCAUGAUAUCUUCCAAACGGAUUACAGAGAUCCUAGCAAGAACAAGACCUCCGCUUACCUUGACCUGUCGAUUCUCUAUGGCGAUAAUCAAGACGAACAGGAUCUCGUCCGUACCUUCGAAGACGGAAAGUUGAAGCCAGACAGCUUCUCCGAGUCCAGACUGCAGGCUUUCCCUGCAGCUUGCUCUGUUCUCAUGGUUAUGCUAAGCAGAUUCCACAACUAUGUUGUUGAGGAACUAGCGGCCGUCAACGAGAACGGCCGCUUCACCAAGCCUAGACCUAAUCUCCCCGAGGAGCAGGCCAAGCAGGCCUGGGCUAAGUACGAUAAUGAUCUCUUCCAGACCGGACGACUUAUUACUUGCGGUUUAUACAUUAACGUUACCCUGUAUGAUUACUUGCGUACUAUUGUCAAUCUGAACCGGUCCAACAGCACUUGGUGUUUGGACCCUAGAGCACAAAUGCAGGGCCAAGAGACAACCCCCUCUGGUCUCGGUAACCAGUGUUCAGUAGAGUUCAACCUGGCCUACCGCUGGCACUCUGCGAUUAGCUACAAUGACGAGAAGUGGACCGAGAAGAUGUAUGAAGAGUUGAUCGGAAAGCCUGGAGAGGACAUCUCGAUGCACGAGCUUCUCAUGGGUCUGGGCAAAUAUGAGGCUAGCAUACCCAAAGAUCCUUCCAAGCGUACCUUCUCUGGUCUCAAGCGUCAGGAGGACGGUACUUUCAAGGAUGAGGAUCUCGUCAAGAUUCUUGCUGAUGCUGUUGAGGAUGUUGCUGGUUCAUUCGGGGCACGCAAUGUCCCUAAGGUUUUGAAGGCCGUGGAGAUCCUGGGUAUCGAACAGGGCCGCAGGUGGAACACUGGUUCUCUCAACGAGUUCCGCAAGUUCUUUGGCCUUAAGCCGUACGGCACAUUCGAAGAAAUCAACUCCAACCCUGAGGUUUCUGAUGCGCUGCGCACCUUGUACGGCCACCCAGACUACGUCGAGCUCUACCCUGGUAUUGUCUCUGAGGAGGCAAAGGAGCCCAUGGUUCCUGGUGUCGGAAUUGCGCCGACUUACACUAUCUCCCGUGCUGUCCUAUCUGAUGCCGUUGCGCUCGUCCGUGGUGAUCGCCACUACACCGUUGACUACAACGCAAGGAACUUGACUAACUGGGGUUACAACGAGGUCCGCUACGAUCUUAACAUCAACCAGGGCUGUGUGUUCUACAAGCUUGCCCUGCGUGCAUUCCCCCAGUACUUCAAGCCUGAUUCCAUCUACGCCCACUACCCCAUGACCAUCCCCAGUGAGAACCAGAAGAUCAUGAAAGAUCUGGGAAGAGAGGCUGAUUACUCAUACGACCGUCCCACAUUCACUGAACCCCAUGUCAACUUGACCUCGUACGCCAAUGUCAAGCUGGUCCUCGAGCAGCAGAAGGACUUUCGUAUUAUCUGGGGUGACUGCACCGCCAUUCAUCAUGGCAAGGGUGGUGAGGACUUCUGGAGCAAGGCUCUAAACAAUGAUGAGUGGAAGCAGAAUAUCAGGGACUUCUACGAGAACACAACCCUGAAGCUGCUCGCCGAGAAGUCUUGCACUCUUGCAGGCAAUAAGCGGGUCGAUAUCGUCAAGGACGUCGGAAACCUAGUGCCCGUGCACUUUGCCUCCAAACUUCUUUCUCUGCCUCUCAGGGACAAGGCGAACCCUAAGGGUGUUUUCACCGAGUACGAGAUGUACAUAGCCCUCGUAGUUAUGUACACUGGUAUCUUCUUCGACGUAGACCCCAGCAAGUCGUUCCCUCUUCGAAAGGCUGCGAACGCGGUCUCUGAGCAGCUUGGCCAGCUGGUUGAGAGCCACGUCAAGUCCGUCAACUCCAGUGGUUUCCUCUCCAGUAUCAUCCACAACCUCCACGAUGAGCACAAUGUCCUUAAGGAGUUCGGUGACCAGCUCAUCCACCGUCUACUGGAGGGCGGCCUGGGGGUUUCUGAGGUCACGUGGGGCCAGAUUAUGCCUGCCGCUGUGGAAAUCGUCCACGGCCAGGCUCGCAUGUUCGCCCAAGUCAUCCAGUACUACCUCAACGAGGGCAAGGCGCAUCUCCCUGAAAUCAACGAGCUCGCCCGGAACGACACCCCCGAAUCCGACGAGACGCUGUCGCGUUACUGCUUGGAGGCUAUCCGCCUGAACGGUGGCACUGGAACCUACCGCAAAGCCGAGACGGACCUCUACGUGAAGGAAGGUGACAAUGAUGUGAACAUCAAGCCUGGCGAUGAGAUCUUCAUUGGCUCGAUUGAGGCUAACCGCAACGCGUCCGUCUUCCCCGACCCUAACGAAGUCCGCCUCGACCGACCUCUAGACGCCUAUCUCUCCUACGGCAUUGGUGCCCAGAGUGGUCUCGGCAAGGAAGCCACUCUCAUCGCUCUGACGGCCAUGGUUCGUGCCGUCGCCCGCUUGGACAAACUCCGUCCCGCUCCUGGUGCCCAAGGCAUCAUGAAGACGAUCCCUCGCCCUGGCGGCUACACCGCGUACCUGCGCGAGGAUCAUGGCGCUUACGUCGAUUAUCCAACCACCUUCCGUGUGCACUACAAUGGUCAGGUGCCUACCUUCCAGAAGAAGGUUACAUAGUGCAUAAGCAGCUUGAUCCUCAAGAUAUAUGUAAUAUGUGGAAUUUUUUGAUUACGAUAUCCAAUUUGGUUUUUUUUUUUUUUUUUUUUU